Tarenaya hassleriana is the source of this 867-nucleotide messenger RNA. Its product is annotated as cysteine and histidine-rich domain-containing protein RAR1. The coding region runs from base 62 to 721 and encodes 219 amino acids. Gene Ontology annotation, molecular function: Hsp90 protein binding. The transcript is spliced from 6 exons. Gene Ontology annotation, cellular component: nucleus; cytoplasm. The record is from RefSeq and is a predicted model, not a curated record. Gene Ontology annotation, biological process: defense response to fungus; defense response to bacterium. Lineage: Eukaryota; Viridiplantae; Streptophyta; Magnoliopsida; Brassicales; Cleomaceae.
CAUAUUAUUUCUUUCCCCAGUUUCAGAAUAUCAGGACUUUCUCUGGAGAUAGAGAGAGAGAAUGGAAGAGAAAUCUGCGACUAGCCUGCGGUGCCAACGCAUCGGCUGCAACGCCAUGUUCACCGAUGACGACAAUCCAGAAGGUUCCUGUCAAUUUCACGAUUCUGGGCCUAUUUUCCAUGAUGGAAUGAAAGAGUGGAGCUGCUGCAAGAAAAGAAGUCAUGAUUUCAGCUUGUUUUUGGAAAUUCCGGGGUGUAAAACCGGUAAACACACAACAGAAAAGCCAGUUAUAGCCAAACCAGCUCCAAAGCAGCCGGUCGCCAUUCCACAUUCAUCUCCAGGCGUUAAUUCAACGACCAAAGAGUCAUGUUCCAGGUGCAGGCAGGGUUUCUUCUGCUCUGACCACGGUUCCCAAACUGGCCCGAAACCUCAGAAAGCAGCAAUGACACCGAGGGAAGAAGAAAAUGCAGAGCCAGAGCUGGCCGUGAAGAAGAAAGUAGGGAUGAAUGAGCCGCAAGUAUGCAAGAACAAAGGAUGUGGGAAGACGUUCAAAGAGAUAGAGAAUCAUGAGACAGCGUGUAGCUACCAUCCAGGACCCGCUAUCUUCCACGACAGAUCGAGAGGGUGGAAAUGCUGCGAGGUUUAUGUGAAGGAGUUCGAGGAGUUCAUGGAGAUACCUCCCUGCUCGAAAGGUUGGCACAACGCUGACCCUAUCGCUUGAUCCAUUUGGUCCAAUUGUGAAAUUUCUCUGUCAUUUUUGCCUUUUUGUUCUUCAUUUUUCCUCCGCCUAUUUGGAAACGCUAUUUGUAGCGGACACUCGGUUUGUCCCUUUGUCUUAAAUGUGAUCGAAUCUUAUUCGGAAACUCA